GGAGUCGCCAGGGAUGGGGAAGAUGCGGGGCCUCGGGGCUCCUCCAGACCCGCUCGCUCUCGGCGGUGGCGCCUGGAGGUACCGGUCCUCGCGCCCUAGGGCUGCCGCGGGGUUCGCGGGGCCCCUGCCACUGACUGCCCCAUUAGAGCUCGGGGACCUGCCGCCGUCCUGCCUCCCUCCUCGUCCCAGCUGGCGCUAGGGCUCCGGACCCCCCAGAGUGCGGAAAUCGGGGGGCUUAGCGCAAGAGGGGGCGCAGAGAGUGAGUCGUCCCCCACUGGUGGACCCACGGGCUCAGCGCCCUCCCCCAUCUAGACGUUAGGAGCCCCCUCCCCCUCCUCCCCGGAGCCCUCCUCCCGAGCGGCUUGUGGGGGCUUCUCGACCCUGCAGGAGGACCCCACCUCCCCCAGCCCCCCGGCCGAAAGAGGCAAAGCCCCCAAACAGAGGGCAGGGUGUGGCCCCCACCCUUAGCCCACGACUGAGCCCUCUUCCUGAACGACCAGCCUCGGGGCUGAGGCCACGCUCCUGGCCCGGUGCUCUGGGCUGCCGCCUCCCCAGCCUUAGCAAGUUGCUCCCCAGCAGGCCUGCUCCCUGGUGCUGGGCCAGGUGCUGGGCACACACUUGGUGGCCUCUGGCCCCUUCCAGCGCGAGGAGAUCCUGGAAGGAGAUCCUGGCAGGCUCAGCCCUGGGCUGCUCCCUGCAAACAAGCUGUAAACAAGGCUCCCCAGCAGACUCUGGGCAGCUGUGCAAGGAGCUUGGCCUCUCUGAACCUCACUCUCCUUAUCUGUGAAAUGGGAAGGAAGAGCCCUUCCUUUGCAGCGUGGCCAGGAGGAUUGGGUGAGUGCGUGAUGCAUAGUGUGGCUCCCUGCACGCCUUCCUCGAUAUUAGAGGGAAGUGGCUAAGCCAGGUGUCCAAAAAGGGGCAGCAUUUAAGCUGAAGGUGAGGCAGGCCUUCAACAAUGAAUACCCACAAGACUCACAGCUACUGUCAGGCACUGACCCAGCACUUGCAAGCUCCUUGCUUCCCUUGCCGCAGCUGCUUGAAUCCUUUCAACAACCCCGUGUGACCCCACAUCCCUGCCCCCUGGGCCACCUGCAGGACGCCGGCCCCUGCCCCUCAGCAGACGCCGGAGAGAGAUGAGUAGCAGCAAAGAGCAGCGGUCAGCAGUGUUCGUGAUCCUCUUUGCCCUCAUCACCAUCCUCAUCCUCUACAGCUCCAACAGUGCCAAUGAGGUCUUCCAUUAUGGCUCCCUGCGAGGCCGCACCCGCAGGCCUGUCAACCUCAAGAAAUGGAGCAUCAGCGACGGCUACGUCCCAAUUCUUGGCAACAAGACGCUGCCCUCCCGGUGCCACCAGUGUGUGAUUGUCACCAGCUCUAGCCACCUGCUGGGAACCAAGCUGGGCCCUGAGAUCGAGCGAGCCGAGUGCACAAUCCGCAUGAACGACGCGCCCACCACAGGCUACUCAGCCGACGUAGGCAACAAGACCACAUUCCGUGUGGUAGCCCAUUCCAGCGUAUUCCGUGUGCUGCGGAGGCCCCAGGAAUUCGUCAACCGGACCCCCGAAACUGCGUUCAUCUUUUGGGGCCCCCCAAACAAGAUGCAGAAGCCCCAGGGCAGCCUUGUGCGUGUCAUCCAGCGGGCAGGCCUGGUGUUCCCCAACAUGGAGGCCUAUGCCGUCUCUCCCGGCCGCAUGCGCCAAUUUGACGACCUCUUCCGGGGUGAGACGGGCAAGGACAGGGAAAAGUCCCAUUCGUGGUUGAGCACCGGCUGGUUCACCAUGGUGAUUGCAGUGGAGUUGUGUGACCACGUGCACGUCUAUGGCAUGGUCCCCCCUGACUACUGCAGCGGCCCCGUCUGCAACGCAUGCCCUACCACUACUAUGAGCCCAAGGGACCGGAUGAGUGUGUCACCUACAUCCAGAAUGAGCACAGCCGCAAGGGCAACCACCACCGCUUCAUCACGGAGAAGAGGGUCUUCUCAUCCUGGGCCCAGCUGUAUGGAAUCACUUUCUCCCACCCCUCGUGGACCUAGGCCGCCCUGCCUGUGGACCCCUCCUAAGGGACACAGGAGAGGCCUCUCUCCUGCCAGCCACUCAACCAAGGGCCGUCUCCUGGCCAAUCAAGGCUGGUCGGAGCGUCUUCUGGCCAAUCAGGGCCUUGUUGGGGGUAGUAUCCUCUGGCCAGCCAAGGCCCCGGGGGUAUCUCUUGACCAAUCAGGGAUUUGAGCUUCUAUGUGGUUAAUCAGGGGUGUUGGGGGGUAUUUCUCGUCCAGUCAGGGUCUGAGCAUAGUCAAUCAGGGUAUUUCUGAAGUUAUCUGAGGCUAAGGACAUGUGCUUUCCCAUGAGUCCUUGGUCCAGAGCCCCAGGAUGGACCUCCAGUCACUCCCUGUGGCUGGGACGGUGAGGUCCUGUCCUGAGGAGCUGGGAACUUUGUGUUGCUCCCUCACUUCCCAGAGCCAGAAAGAGAAGCUGCAUGGGAGUGGGGCUGUCUGGAGGGCAGGCCAGACCAUUUGGGGGGUUGUGGGGGAUCCUAGAGGUGGGAGCCAGCAUCCGGGUCUUGGCUCUGCCCUGAGUGGCUUUGGACAAAACCCUUGCCCCCUCUCUGGUCGCCCUUCUGCCCGUGUCAGGUUCUAACGUGGAGUCUGAGACCCCCUCCCACUUUCCCCAUUGACCUCCUUGGGUCUGUCCUCCCUGAGACUGGACCCCUCCAGCCACCACCUUUGGCUGGGGGGCUCAGCUCCCUGGGGGACUGGGGUUCCCUUCCUCACCUCCUUCUGGAAACUUAAGGGUAUUUUUGCGCAAACUCCCACAGAGUUUGGGGGGAAUCUAACAGGAAAGGGAUAAACCUUCAGCUGUUUUCUUAGUCCCUCCACUCAGCUGCCAUUAGUUUGGCUCUUAAAGAGCCAGGCUCCCUUUUCUGCCAUCCAGCAGUGAGGAUUUCUACCUAUUGGAGGAGACUUUGGGGCUGAGAAGGGGGGAAUCCCAGCCAAACUGGGGUUUCACAUAGCCCCUUUGCAGCUGCUGUAGUUGUCCAAGGGCCUCCCCUCCGCUGGGCCUGGGAGGGCUCCAGGGGGCCAGGAGCUGUGUUGCCUGGGUUCUGUCCCCUCACUCUACAUCAGGCACUUUAUUGCUGGACCUCAGUGGGGUGGGUUCGCCCCUGCUCUUCCAGAGCCUGGAAGGGAAGACUGGAGGGCUUCCUGGAGGAGGCUGUGGAGUGGAAGGGGUCAGGGGGAGAAGGAAGAGGCCAGCAGCAAGCCUUUGCACAUUGGGGUGGGGGCUGGGGACCGGCAACUACCCCAGACUUGGUUUUGUAACGAUUUGUACAGAAUAAAUGCACCUAAGCUCUG
Molecule: messenger RNA, 3343 nt
Organism: Leopardus geoffroyi (Geoffroy's cat)
Lineage: Eukaryota; Metazoa; Chordata; Mammalia; Carnivora; Felidae
Gene: ST6GALNAC6
Product: ST6 N-acetylgalactosaminide alpha-2,6-sialyltransferase 6
Exons: 6
Coding region: 1134-2222 (362 amino acids)
Biological process (GO): oligosaccharide metabolic process; ganglioside biosynthetic process
Molecular function (GO): alpha-N-acetylgalactosaminide alpha-2,6-sialyltransferase activity
Source: RefSeq, a predicted model, not a curated record